AUGAGAAAGCUUUCGACAGCGUACAAACGAAUGCAAUAUCGUCGCGAGCUGGUCGAUCAAAGUGUGGAUGCGUCGUAUGUGACGACAUUAGCCAAUUGCUACGAUCGAUGUACGACUAGGAUACAGAUUUUCCACCGCCCUCUCACGAUACCCAUUGAAAAGGAGGUACGACAAGGCAAUACUCUAUCGCCGAAGCUGUUCAUGGCUGUAUUGCAAUGGAUAAUGAAGUCACUUUUCUGGGAAGAAAAGGGCAUACGCGUUGAUGGAAGAUUUCUCUCGAAUCUUCGUUUCGCGGACGACAUCGUUCCCUUUUCGAGAAGUACCAAUGAAGCAGAAACGAUGCUCAAGAAACCACAGCGAAAAGCAGGAAAGAGAAUAGGAUUGCGAAUAAACAGAAAGAAGACAUAG
Molecule: messenger RNA, 408 nt
Organism: Necator americanus (New World hookworm)
Lineage: Eukaryota; Metazoa; Nematoda; Chromadorea; Rhabditida; Ancylostomatidae
Exons: 1
Coding region: 1-408 (135 amino acids)
Source: RefSeq, a predicted model, not a curated record